AUGGCCAGAGGAAGUACAUUGAAUUUGCAAAUAAAAAAAUUGAUUAUUUUGAAAUAUCUAUCAGGCAUUAAACAAGCAACCAUAGCCAAACAGCUGAAUUUAAGCCGAUCGGUAAUUUGCAAAGCUAUUAAACUGUUCCGCCUCAGAAAAUCGUUGGUAAGCCCUCCUAAGACUGGUAGACCGCGAAAAACUACACCUAGGAUUGAUAGGAAAAUUAAAACACUUGCUCUUAAAAAUCCAUGUACUACUGCUGUGGACAUAAAAGCUCAACUUAAAGAAAAUACUGGGCUUUGUGUCGUUCAUAGAAAUAAUCAGGUUGUCCAGACUAACUUUGUUUCUCUAAUCUCGCACUUUAACACAUUGACUGCGAACUGGGAUGAGGAUACCCACCUCAGAAACUGA
Messenger RNA from Acanthoscelides obtectus, 402 nucleotides. The record is from the annotation of a GenBank genome assembly. Lineage: Eukaryota; Metazoa; Arthropoda; Insecta; Coleoptera; Chrysomelidae.